This is a messenger RNA of Odocoileus virginianus texanus, 1223 nucleotides long. Lineage: Eukaryota; Metazoa; Chordata; Mammalia; Artiodactyla; Cervidae. The record is from RefSeq and is a predicted model, not a curated record.
CACUCUUAGGAAAGCACCACAUCCUAACCACUGGUUAACCCUCACCAGGGGACUGCCUUCGGCCCCGCCCCAACAUUUGCCUUUUAUGAUCUGGAUGUUUUUGAAGAAGCAGGCUAAUUUUUUUUGUUUUUUUUUUUUUGUAGAAUGUCCCGCAGUUUGAGUUGCCUCAAUAGAUUGAGGUCAUCCAUUUUGGGCAGUGCCACCAUGGAAGGGGUGCCCUGUCCUGAGUGUGUUAUAUCCGGAUGCCCUUGGUGUCCGUUUGCCCCAUUACUGUACAUGUUGAUUUUAAUGCCAACAUAGAGUAGUGUCUCCCACGCUUCUCCACUGCAAAGUUACUCUGAAGUCUUUACAAGGAAUAUCUUGUGAGGAGGUACUUUUAAGACUGCAGAUAUCCUGGGCCUUCUCAAACGUAUGCCAGGAUAAUGCAGACUCCGCUGGCCACUCCUGUGCCUGUGCUCCGGCUCCCCCGGGGUCCUGACGGCUUGAACCGAGGCUUUGCCCCCGAUGGACACAGAGCCCCCCUGAAACCCGAAGUCCCUGAAGUCCUGGAGCCUCCAGAGUCUCGGGAAUCCCAGGAACAGCAGGCUCGAGCCUCCCUGCGGGAGCGCUACCUCCGCAGCCUGCUGGCCAUGGUGGGGCGCCAGGUGUGCUUCACUCUGCACGAGGGCGUGCAGGUGAUCGCCCACUUCGGAGCCACUGACCUGGACGUGGCCAACUUCUACGUGUCGCAGCUGCAGACUCCAAUAGGCGUGCAGGCUGAAGCACUGCUCCGGUGUAAUGACAUUAUCUCAUACACCUUCAAGCCAUAAAGACUUCAUCGUGUUCAUCUUUCUGCCUUGGGCGUAGCUACAGUCUCCCAGGCUAAUAUGCUCCUGAGCUUGGACCUCUGGGCCCCAGAGAGUUCCGAACCCCCUUGGAAAUUCACACCGAGCUCCAAGCAACUCUGACAUCUCUGGACAUCUAGGGUGUAGUUAGUAAACUUCUGCAACUCCAUGGGUUCUACAUCCUGUUGAAAGGAAUGCUCUACCUCACAGAACUCUCAACUCUACAGAUAUAUGGGUUCCAUGCCAGUUCCUGAAGAUUUGGGACAGAGGGAGGGAAUAAAGGAAGGCAGAUUACCUAAUGGGAAAUUGUCUAUUGAAGAGGGUGCAAAGUUCAGCCACCCUGGAAAUAUUCCCCAAUGCUUCUCUCCUGCCAAGGAAUCAAUUAUCUCAGGAAACUUU